Messenger RNA from Fulvia fulva, 675 nucleotides. RefSeq lists its product as uncharacterized. The transcript has a single exon. Bases 1 to 675 code for a protein of 224 amino acids. The record is from RefSeq and is a predicted model, not a curated record. Lineage: Eukaryota; Fungi; Ascomycota; Dothideomycetes; Mycosphaerellales; Mycosphaerellaceae.
AUGGGUCAAACAACCUCGUCGCCUCCUACACCCUGCCGACUACAACAACUGCCAAACGAGCUCCGCAACCGCAUCUUCGCCCUCGCAGUCAUCAAAGACGGCUCGAUACUGGUCUCGAAAAAGUUCUCCGGCGGCAAAUGCGUCGUGACUCCGGCGCCUCCUCCACUCGCUCGCACAUGCCGCCAGUUCUACCACGAGGUUAUGCCGGUAUACUACGGCAACAACACCUUCAUCGCCUAUGGAUCUGUCCGCACACAUCCCAAGAUGCCCAACAAGUUCGAGGAGAUGUCAAGAUGGCUCAGGGACGCAGAAGCUCGAGCAGUGAUGUUGGACAAGCAGCAGCGGGACGGCACAGUGAGGCAUGUCAAGCUGGUCAUCUCGCAUCUUCCAUACGACUUCGCAUGUGGCGAUCUGCGACGCUGGGGCACAUUCAUGAUUCACAUCGAGGAUGGCAACAUCGAGGUCGAGUCCAGCGGUAUCUUGCAGGCGAAGUGUAUCUGCGUUCCUCGUCAAUUGGCUUCGCAAUACAGGGGCCAGCUGACGGAGUUUGUGGCGAAGCUCGAGAACCAUUGUACUGAGCAUCUGCUCUUCAGCAAGCUCUCGUACCGCGAGUCUGAGGAGUAUUGCUGGCAGUGUGGUAUGCUGCGAACUGUGCCUCGAGCAUACGGAGGCUGA